AGCUGUGCAUGACAAGAGUCUCUUCUUAACCAAUGUUAUUCAGCCGGAUAUUACCCCAAACAGGUGAAAGAGCCUGGUUCCUAUAGGAGAGGGGGCCGACCUUGCUCUGCGAAAGGAAGCCACCACAUGUCUUUAACAGAGGUGAACUUGCACCAUGACGGAUAGCACCAAGUUGCCCGACGAGAAGGACAUUGGGAAUCAUCACGAAACUGAGCAGACAGCAUCUUCAUCACUGAAGUCCAAGAAUGACAGGAACAAGAAAAGGAAGAAUGUCCCAGAGCAGACGGGAGAAGAGAAGGAGAAGAAACCAAGAGCAGGGGCUCUGACCAGCCCGUGGGAGGAAGCCCAGCGAAAGGACCAGCCCCCGGCGCUGAAAGAGAAAAAGAAGCAGCCGCGAGCCAAGGAGAAGCCGCUUCAAGAAAACGUCAUCAGCAGAAGCUCUCUCAAGCAAGAGGCGGCUGAGAAUGAGGCCUCUCGCCAAAAGUUGGAAGCCGCGUCGAAAGCUCCGGAAGAGGAAAAGGCCAAGGAAAGGCAGGUGGCAGCUGAGCCCGCCCCCCCCGAAACACCAGCGUCCGGGCGAGAGAGCACAGCCAGAGUCCUUGAGAUGGCUGCCGACUGUGAGGAUUGUAACGGGCAGGAAGUUCCUCACCCGAGGGAGCAGGAGGAAGAGGGACAGCCCAGGGAAGGGAACGCUGAGAGGUUUGCACACUCCCGGAUUCUGCAGGUGCCAGGACAAGAGGAAACCGAAACGAAUGGGGUUGGUGGUGAGAACGGGGCCGUCUCUGGAGAUCCGGAAGGUUCAGCUGAGGAAAUGGACACGGCAGCCAAAGAGGAAAAAGGGGAGCAAAACACUGAGAGAGAGUUGGGCUCAUUCACCCCUGAGGGGCAAAGAGGGGAGAAGCGAGUAAGAGAUGGGAAAAGAAAACGGGACGAGGUAACGGAGAGAGGGGGCGGGAAGCAGAUGGAAAUGGAACAGAGGAAGAAGGGGAAACGGGAGCGAACGGAAAGUAAAGGCAGUGGGAGGAGCCAAGAGAAACCGAAAAAGGAAAGUGCUCCUGGGGAGGGAACAGGCCGGGAGCAGAGAGAUGGUGCAGAACCCAAGAAAGCCACGAGAGAGCAAGGAAAUGCUGAUGCCACCUCGGGCAAGGAUGAAGGGCCGGAGGAGACGGGGAGGCAAGAGGGUCCCCCGAUAUGGGAAGAAGCAAAGCAGCCGGAGAGUUGGGAUGAUGCAAAGGGAUUGGAGGACCAAGGGGACAGGGAAAAGCCAGGGAGGGAGACAACAGGGGAGGUGGAUGCGCAUGUAGGAGAGGAUGAAAUACAGCGGGAGAGAGGAGAGGCCCGAAUGAAAGAGAGAGACAGGGCAGAGGGUAAAGCAAAGCCUGCAAGAACAGGAGAGGAGGAGAACAAAAUGUCCAGUAAGGACACUGAGCGAGAGCAAACGAAAGUCAAAGCAAAUAAGGCCGGAAAGAACCAGAAAGAGAAAAGGCAGGAGAAGCGGGAAGAAAAGGUAAAGGACCCGAAAAACAAGAGGGAAAAAAGGGAAGGCGAGAGGAACAGCGAGGAAAGGAGGGGAAAGAAAAAACCACAGAAGCAGGCGACAAAGGGGGAAGAUGAGCCAGAAAGGGAAAAGGCAGGAGGUGGGGAAAUAGAAGAACAAGAGGGAAUGGGGGAGAAGGAGCGAGGUGAUGUGGAGGAAGAGAGGCCAAAAGAGAACCAAAGAACGAAGGGUGAAAAAGAAAUUAAGGAAGAGAGAGAGGAGGGGGAUGGCCAGGAGGGAGAAGGCUGGGGGAGGAAUGAAAGGCUGGGAGGUGGGCAGACCAUGGAAGAAAAUAGCAUGAGAGAGGAAAAGGAAGAUGGGCCGGAGAAAGACGAGUGGAGGGAAUCAAAGGAGAAGCCAGGAAGUGAGCCGAAGCAGGCCAAGAAAAAACCCAAGGAGAGAAAAGCAAAGGAUGAAACUAAACACCCAGAGAAGGGAAGGAAGAGCAAAGAGAAAUCCAAGGAGGUGGCGAACGAGGGGGGAGCCAAGAAAAGGAAAAGCAAAGAGGAAGACGACAAGAAGAAAAGCAAGAAAUUAAAGGAGGAGGCCGAGGAGAACAAGAAGAAGGAAGAGGACAGCAAGUGGAAGUGGUGGGAAGAGGAGAAGACAGACGACGGGGUGAAGUGGAAGCAGCUGGAGCAUAACGGCCCCUACUUCGCCCCCCCCUACGAGCCGCUCCCCGACGACGUCAGGUUCUAUUAUGACGGCAAACCCAUGAAGCUGAGCAUGGCCACGGAGGAAAUCGCAACCUUCUACGCCAAAAUGCUCGAUCACGAGUACACGACCAAGGAGAUUUUCCAGACCAACUUCUUCCACGACUGGAGAAAGGAAAUGACCUCGGAGGAGCGGAAGAAGAUCAAGCACCUGGAGAAGUGCGACUUCAAGGAGAUUCACAAGUACUUCGUGGACAGAAACGAGGCCCGGAAGGCGCUGCCCAAAGAAGAGAAGCAGAAACUGAAGGAGGAGGCCGACAAGAUCCAGGAGGAGUUCGGCUACUGCAACCUGGACGGGCAUCGGGAGAAAAUAGGCAACUUCAAAACGGAGCCCCCGGGGCUGUUCCGCGGGCGCGGGGACCACCCGAAAAUGGGCAUGCUGAAGAAGCGGAUCAUGCCAGAGGACGUCAUCAUCAACUGCAGCAAGGACUGUAAAAUCCCUGAGCCCCCGUUGGGUCACAAGUGGAAGGAAGUGCGCUGCGACAACACCGUCACGUGGCUGGCUUCGUGGACGGAGAACAUCCAGAACUCCAUCAAGUACAUCAUGCUGAACCCCAGUUCCAAGCUCAAGGGGGAGAAGGACUGGCAGAAAUAUGAAGUCGCCAGGCGUUUGAAAGGGGUGGUGGACAAGAUCCGUUCUCAAUACCGCGCAGACUGGAAAUCCAGAGAGAUGAAGAAGCGGCAAAGAUCCGUGGCCCUUUACUUCAUUGACAAGCUGGCCCUGAGAGCGGGGAACGAGAAGGAGGAAGGGGAGACGGCGGACACGGUGGGUUGCUGCUCCCUGCGCGUAGAGCACAUCAAGCUGCACUCCGAGCUGGACGGGCAGGAGCACGUUGUGGAGUUUGACUUCCUGGGGAAAGACUCGAUCCGGUAUUACAACAAAGUGCCUGUGGAGAAACCGGUGUUCAAGAACUUGCAGUUAUUCAUGGAGAACAAGGACCCCGGGGACGACCUCUUUGACCGGCUGAACACGACAGUGUUGAACAAGCACCUCCAGGAUUUGAUGGACGGGCUGUCAGCCAAGGUGUUCCGAACCUACAACGCGUCCAUCACCCUGCAGGAGCAGCUGAAAGCGCUCACGAACGCUGACGACAACGUCGCAGCAAAACUGCUGUCCUACAACCGAGCCAACCGAGCGGUGGCCAUUCUGUGUAACCACCAGAGAGCCACGCCCAAGACCUUUGAGAAGUCAAUGCAAAACCUGCAGGCCAAGAUCGACGCCAAGAAGGAGCAGCUGGAGGAGGCGCAGGUGGAGCUGAAGAGAGCCAAGGCAGAUCUCAAAGCCAAAAAAGACGUGAAAUCUAAAGCCGCCGUGGAGAAGAAGAAGAAGCUGCUGGAGAAGCUCGAAGAACAGCUGCUGAAACUGAACGUUCAAGCCACGGACAAGGAGGAGAACAAGCAGAUUGCUCUGGGCACGUCCAAGCUGAACUAUCUGGAUCCCAGGAUUAGCGUGGCCUGGUGUAAGAAGUUUGGCGUGCCUAUCGAGAAGAUUUACAACAAGACGCAGAGAGAGAAGUUCGCCUGGGCGAUUGACAUGGCCGACGAAAACUUCGAGUUCUGAGAACGGGACUCGCCACCCGAGAAGCGGAAACAUCCUCGUGCUCUGCUGGUCUCUGGCGAAGUUUUGAUUGUCGGGGAAAAUGGUUCGCAUACGUCAUGUUGUUUUGGAUAUAAAAAGAACACCCGGAGCGUCAGUCGGAAACACGGGUACUACUUCCAGGGGCACCAACCCGGAGUCCAGUGACUGUAAAUAUGAACUUUCAGUUCUUUCUCUCUGCUGUCAAAUACUUUGUGCCUUCAUGCAGUUCUGACAUGAUGGAGGUUAGGUCCGAGUCUGAAUUGUGCAGCAUAAAACGAGAUUAAAUUACCUGAUCCCAUCUCUAUUCCCUCUCUGAAUCCUUGCAUGCUGCCGGAGAGUCCACUAGACAAAACACACAAAGGUAUGAUGCCGCCAGAACCAAGCAACUGGAAACGCUGAGCCGCUAACAUGACAGAAGGGGCGAGGCAGGAGACCUGGAUCGACCGCGAGAAGGGGCAAUCUCCAGAUUUCUAAACCUGUCCGAGCACGAGUAAGAAUUGCAGGAUGUUUCGUUUGCUGGAUUCUUUGGAAGGGGAACCUGGGUCAGAUGCACACCCGUAAUUACAGUGGCUCCGCUUACAGAAUCAACCUUCCACUUACAAAAGGAGCGAUGAUGGAAAAGGCCAGCCGGCAAUUAGCGUUGUGACACAAUGGAUGGGGGAAUUGCACGGUGACCAUCAUGUUCAUUUGAGCAAAGCGCUUGAAUGCAACCACUCUGGAUGACCGUGGUGUAGAAGAACCGUUUUUUUGUGGCCCUGCUCCAGAGCCCGCUGAAGUCACUAGACGUUUUUCCAUCGACUUCGGUGGGCUUUGGGUCAAGCCGCAAGUCUCGUCAGAUAGCGACCAAAGCAAAUCGCCACGUCUGUUCACUUUCACAUGGUGGAAAGGUGACAGGUUGGGAGUAGGGGUAGUAAAGUUAAGUAGGUCCGUGGCUACAGGUCAUGGCUCUGUAGUAGCAGCGACAAUAUGUGGCACACAACGUCACAGACUACGCCCGUGUUUUCCACUGACCUGGUGACCGCUUGCUGCACCCAGCACAAACUGGAUGGGGAUAUACUGUAGGUAAAGUACAGUAUAAUGAAGACUUUUGAUCACUUUUGAUAUGAAGUGCAAAGGGUUUUUUUACGUGUCUUGCAAGCAAGACACCUAUAAUACUUUUGUCUUUACAUUUUUGCACCCCAAAGGUUACAUUGGCUCCCAGAGGAACCCUUCUAUCCUUCAGUGGAUAAAGUUCACUACAGCAUUGUGGUCGGGGGCUCCUUUUCUGCGUGGGGCUUUUCAGCCCGUUGCUCGUGUGUUCACUUAUUUCAGUUCUCGUUUCUGUUUGACGUUAGGUGCUGGAAAUGUUUCAUUAAAAUCUGAAAUAUUUGGAG
Molecule: messenger RNA, 5202 nt
Organism: Pelodiscus sinensis (Chinese soft-shelled turtle)
Lineage: Eukaryota; Metazoa; Chordata; Testudines; Trionychidae
Source: RefSeq, a predicted model, not a curated record